Messenger RNA from Rotaria sp. Silwood1, 1092 nucleotides. NCBI's taxonomy places the organism in Eukaryota, Metazoa, Rotifera, Eurotatoria, Philodinida, Philodinidae. The record is from the annotation of a GenBank genome assembly.
AUGUUCUUACAAUCAUAUCGUUUUCGUCUGAAAACAGCAUCUGAAACAUUUACUCAACAAAAUAAUAAUGUAUCAAAUUCAAAUACUUUAUUGAUUUAUUUUAAAGGUGAAAAAGGUUUAACUCAAACCUUAUUUGUACCAUUGAAUAAACUCAAUGAAGAUAUAUAUGAAAAUAAAAUUGAAUUACUUGAUGUUGGCAAUUUAUUACUUGCACAUGUGAAACUUGAUGCAAAUAAUAUAAAAUGGAAAUUAAAUUGGAUUGAACUUGAACGAGAUAAUGAAAAUGGAGAAAAAAUUAUUUUCAAUUUUCCAAUAAAUCGAUGGCUUGAUUCAAAUCAAAAUCAAAAACUUAAUAUAUUUAUUAAAGAAGGUCCUGCACAACUUGCUCCAAUUUAUACAAUUAUUAUACGUACGGGUACUAUUAGUAGUUGUUGUCAAGCAAAUAUUCAUCUAGCAUUGAUUGGUGAUGGUGCUUCAACAAUUCCAUUUGAUCUUAAUUCAAAUUCAAGUUUAAUUCAAUGUACAACAAAGAAUUUAUUUCAAUCAGGUUCAACAGAUAUAUUUUAUAUUUCAUCAUUAGAAUCUGUUGAUAUUGGUCAACUGUUUUAUUUACAUAUUCAAUGUGAUAGUCGUGAUAAUUUACCAUAUUAUUGUGAAAGUAUUGAAGUUAUCAAUAAUUUAACUGAUGAAAAAUAUUUUUUUCUUAUCAAUCAUUGGUUUGGACCAAAUUUAGAACAAAAAAUAUCUGUUCCAGUAAUUGAUCGUAACAAAGGAUCGAAUAUAUUUACAAUUUCUAUUAAAACUACAGAUAUAUCUGAUUCGAGUAGUCAAAAUAUGAUUUCUAUUCAUAUGAAUUUUGCUAAUGGAAAAUCAUAUAAUGAAACAUUGAGCUCAUCAGAAACACAUCAAAUUCCAUUUCAAAAAGAUAAUAUUGAUUUUUUUCUUGCUAUUAUUGAUAAUAUUGGUGAUACUGAGAUAAGUAAUGUUAAGAUUUGCUUUAUCAACAAAUCAAUAGAAAAAACAACGUCGAUUCAAUGGAAAUGUGCUUGGAUUGAAAUUCGUGAUAUUUUUUAUCAAAGAAAUUAUUGGUAG